GCGGCGGCGUGAGCUCAAUGCUGCCUGACCUGCUGAGUGUUCCCAUCGACUUUUUUUUAUUUGAGAGGAAUAAAGACUGACACACGGAGAGUGUGGAAACUGUACGGCUGACAGACUCAUAUAAACGUACAUAUCUACAUCGCACAAGGAGGCCAUUUCACCUACACAGCUUGUCAAAGAGAGGAGAUUGCUUCCAUCCCACUGCCCGCCAGGGGCCUACACCAUCCAGUCAAGGUCAGGCAGCACAGCUCGCUCACACACUCACACACUGAGUGUGCCAUAUAAAUACUGAGACAAGACACACUAAUGUUAGAUAUAAUAUAUACACUGUGUACAUUGUGACUGGGCACCCUCAGAUAUAUUGUACACACACUGAGACUCAGACACACGGCAGUGACCACAGACUCUCACGAUACAUAUCAACAGUAUAUAUACACACACACUCACGCACCGAACUACAGAGAGACAGAGACCUGAAUAGCACGACCAGGCAGACAGAAACCAUUGGCUGAGUGGUUCCCUGAACCCACCGGACAGACCCAAGACCAGAAAUAGAGCCUGCCUCCCUGUCUCAGUACGAGGCCCCGACCAGCUUCACAGUUUAUUCUGGCCAGGAAAGCGAGGAGCUGGUAUUAACACACAUGCACUACCCCAGCACUGCCUGCUCACACACGCAUUACAUCACAACUUUUGAGACAAAUAAACACUUUGGCAAGACAGCCAUGAGCUGAAAGAGUUUGAGAGACAAGGCCUGAGAUCAGAAAUCUGCAGCCUGACAUAGAGACGCACAAACACACAGACAUCUCAAGCUGACAGCCAGAAAAUCCCUGUUACAUCAGAGAGCGAUAGAGAGAGAGGGCCACCCUGCUGCCAUGGAGCCAGAUGGACAGAUGCGCAAUCUCCGGGAUUUCCUCCUCGUCUACAAUAAAAUGACAGAAAUUUGCUUCAACAAGUGCAUUAGUAACCUCAACUACCGCAGUGUGACAGUGCAGGAGGAGCACUGUGUGAGCAGCUGUGCCGGUAAACUCAUCCGCACCAACCAUCGGCUCAUGGGCACAUACGUGCAGCUCAUGCCCACCAUCGUGCAGAAGAGAAUCUCCGAGUACGAGAGCAAGAUGCCACAGGGAGCGCUCCCUGAGCCAGGACUGAACCCAGGUCUGCCAGCCCCCGACGUAUCUCCUGGUGUACCAACCCCCGAAGUAACUCCUGGUGUACCAGCCCCCGACGUAUCUCCUGGUGUACCAGCCCCCGACGUUCCACCCAACACUUCCGAAGGAAAGCCCACACUUCCCGCCGUCGAGGUCCCGCUUACUUCAGGACACGGUGACUCCACUACAUCCGUGGAUUCUCUGACACAGCAGAGAUAGCUGCCCUCUAACCGGCACUGCCGAAUCGUCACCGGGACAAGGCUCUCUCGACACAGGGACAUGAGUCUGUCUGUCUCUGCGCCCUCUCCUGCACGUGCACACGCCGAACCCGGCCGGGCCUGAGUUCUCUCUCGCUCACCGCGGUGGAGCAGCACACUGCACUGCGGUGAGGACAACGCUGCCGUGGAUUCCACAAGAGCCGAUUAGCACGAGGACAUUUUUGCACGAGAGCUGUGUGCACUGCCGUUCACGAGGGCAUCGCCACAGUGACGAGGACGAGAGGGGUAAUUGAGACUGGAGGUGGAAAUCAAAUUGUGUCAUUAAAGUUCCUAUUCACCUC
Messenger RNA from Callorhinchus milii (elephant shark), 1707 nucleotides. It is a transcript of the gene timm10b, whose product is annotated as translocase of inner mitochondrial membrane 10 homolog B (yeast). The record is from RefSeq and is a predicted model, not a curated record. Gene Ontology annotation, cellular component: mitochondrial intermembrane space chaperone complex. The transcript has 4 exons. The coding region runs from base 873 to 1367 and encodes 164 amino acids. NCBI's taxonomy places the organism in Eukaryota, Metazoa, Chordata, Chondrichthyes, Chimaeriformes, Callorhinchidae.